Leucoraja erinaceus (little skate) is the source of this 1660-nucleotide messenger RNA. Its product is annotated as growth arrest and DNA damage-inducible protein GADD45 alpha-like. Gene Ontology annotation, cellular component: nucleus; cytoplasm. The record is from RefSeq and is a predicted model, not a curated record. The transcript is spliced from 5 exons. The coding region runs from base 60 to 707 and encodes 215 amino acids. Lineage: Eukaryota; Metazoa; Chordata; Chondrichthyes; Rajiformes; Rajidae. Gene Ontology annotation, biological process: regulation of cell cycle.
UGGCUAGUUAACUAUGCACAUUGUAUCUCUACAAUUUUAGUUUGUCACUAUCACGCUGCAUGACCUGUGGAUUUGCACUUGCCAAGGUCUGGAAUUUUCAGACGCGCCUGCUAAGACCUUGCAAGGCUGGUGGUGAGGGGAGACACACCCUAUCAAGUCCUUCUUGCAGAGCCAGUAUCAGCACCGUGAAUGCAGGCUUCGAGAUGCUGUAUGAUUUGUUACGUAUUUUCAACACUGUCUGUUUUCAUCUCACCCCCUUCAUCCACUGGUCUCUGGCAAGGAUGGAUGUGGUGGGGAAAGCUCUGGAAGAAGUUUUGUUCUCCGCGUUAGCGCAAGGCUGCAUCACAGUCGGAGUGUUUGAGGCAGCAAAACUCCUAAACGCGGAUUCAGACAACGUUGUUUUAUGUUUGCUUACCACGGAUGAGGGGGGUGACGUGGACGUGGCACUGCAAAUCCAUUUUACUCUGAUACAAGCUUUUUGCUGCGAAAAUGACAUUAACAUCAUGAGGGUGAACAACAUGCACCGUUUGGCCGAGAUCCUAGGCGGGGUGGAUGGGGAGGACGAACCUAAAGAUCUGCAUUGCAUAUUGGUUACAAGUCAAGCAGCACCAUGGAAAGACGGAGCACUGAACAAAGUGACUUGCUUUUGUAAAGAAAGCCGAUUCCUGGACCAGUGGGUCCCGAUUAUUAAUUUACCCGAACGUUGAAGAUCUUCUGAUGGAUUAAUCACAAAAUUGGAUUUAAGAAUUCCAUUCACUUCCAGCGGAGAUCUCCGGAGAUUAUUCGAAUAGCCGCCCGAAAUCUUGGCGCUGGGAAAUUAAGGUUGACAUUUGUUGCAGAGGGCGGGCGAGUCGACACGACUGGAGUUUCGGCUCUGUGAAAUACUUUUCUCUGACGGCUGGACUAUGACUCAGCUUCAGUUUGUGCCUGGAACAGUGGCAAUGAGUAAGCAGACGGGAACUGAAGCAAAGCGUGAGUUGGUUUCAGAGCAGAGAGCAUCACAGUUUCCGGAAGAAUUACAACUUUCCAUUUCGGGAAAGAAAAUAAAAAAAGGAUGCUGCGCAGAUGGUGAAUCGACAUGUUUGGUUUCAUUUAGUUAUGAAAAUACCUUAUUGGUCAGCGAUAACAAGAUGUUCAGAAUCUGAAGGGAAGGUUUUUAAAAACGCAGACCUUUUAAUAUGUUUGGAAUUUUGUUUUAUAUCAACUGCAAGCAUGAAUUUCUUGCUGUUAUUUAAUUUCAUCCUCUUAACUUAUUUCGUGAUUUAUAUCUGGACUUUAUAUUAUGUUGAAGUGAAUAGCUAUGGUUUAAAAAGUUAAUAAAAUAUUUCACUUUUACUGACCAUCUACUUAUUUUGCACUAACUGGAUUUUAGUUUAUUUAUCAGUGAAUUGUUUUAAUUUGAUACUUAUCACACAGUGUAACAUGACUAAUUGUUCAUGUUUCAAGUACACCCCAUUUUCACUAGACCAUAUUUUAAAUUAUUUUUGAACUACACCAUUCCUCUAUAUCAAAGGAAUGUGCACUGAGGAAGUGGUUGAGUUCUCUGGCUGCCUAUUGCCAAGUUAAAAUGAUGUAGAGUAUGUAGGUUUACACUUGGCAGUGACAAUUUUCUCUUGGAAGAUAGAAUUCUUAAGCAUGUGCACUAUUUCUUCCCCAUUAC